Messenger RNA from Sorex araneus (European shrew), 6275 nucleotides. RefSeq names its product ADCYAP receptor type I (gene ADCYAP1R1). The record is from RefSeq and is a predicted model, not a curated record. Gene Ontology annotation, cellular component: plasma membrane; neuron projection. Lineage: Eukaryota; Metazoa; Chordata; Mammalia; Eulipotyphla; Soricidae. Gene Ontology annotation, molecular function: peptide hormone binding; G protein-coupled peptide receptor activity; vasoactive intestinal polypeptide receptor activity. Gene Ontology annotation, biological process: cell surface receptor signaling pathway; adenylate cyclase-modulating G protein-coupled receptor signaling pathway. The transcript is spliced from 17 exons. The coding region runs from base 694 to 2190 and encodes 498 amino acids.
GGCAGCUCCGACAGGGAGUCCUGCGUCCGAGGAAAUGGGGAGAGGCCCGCGGAGGCCGGGCCCUAGUCCCGGAAGCGGGGCGCGAGCGCGGUGGGGUCGCUGAGGUCUCGCACACCGCGGCCCGGGCGGGUCUAGCUCCCCGCUCCUGGCCUCAGCCCUCCCCCGGGCGCCCAUUGGCCCGCACCCCCGGCUCCCGAGCGCGCGGGCGGGGGGCGCUGGGCCGCCGCCGGGCUCCUGCCCCCGGCCCGGCUCGGCGCUGGAGGCGGCGCCUCUCCCGCAGCACCGAGCGCAGGGCGGGUGGCGGGGGGCUGCGGCGGGCGGGGGCCGCGGCUCCGGGAGAGCACACGCAGGCACACAGCCGCACCCGCACACACACACAUACACACGCGCGCACACACACACACACACACACACACACACACACACCCGCACACACACACAUACGCGCGCGCACACACCCGCAGACACACAGGCGCACACGCGCGCACACACACCCGCAGACACACACACACGCACACACGCGCACACACGGGCGCCGAGAGCCGGGCUCGGCGCGCUCCGGGCGCACAAGCUCUCCGUCCUUCUCCCGCCGCGCGGGCGCGCCUCCCCGCAGAGUCCGCCCCGGCCGGCCGCCGGCCAAGCCCCGUCGGGAGCAGCCUGUGAACACGGCGGGCUGACGGGGCGCCGAGCAUCAUGGGCAGCGUCGGCCGAGUCUCGCUGGCUGCUCUCCUCCUGCUGCCUCUGCAGGCCACCGCCAUGCACUCGGACUGCAUCUUCAAGAAGGAGCAGGCCUCGUGCCUCAAGAAGAUCCAGCGGGCAAAUGACCUGAUGGGCCUCAACGAGUCAUCGCCAGGCUGCCCUGGAAUGUGGGACAAUAUCACGUGCUGGAAGCCGGCCCAAGUCGGGGAGAUGGUCCUGGUCAGCUGCCCUGAAUUCUUCCGCAUCGUCAACCCUGACCAGGCCUGGGAGACGGGAACCCUCGGCGAGUACGAUGGCUUCGCAGACAGUAGCUCCUUGACUCUCUCAGAUGUGGGAGUGGUGAGCCGGAACUGCACGGAGGAGGGCUGGUCGGAGCCGUACCCCCAUUACUUCGAUGCUUGUGGGUUCAUUGAUGAUGAAUGGGAGGCGGGUGACCAGGACUAUUACUACCUGUCGGUGAAGGCGCUGUACACGGUCGGCUACAGCACGUCCCUUGUCACGCUCACCACUGCCAUGGUCAUCCUGUGCCGCUUCCGGAAGCUGCAUUGCACCCGCAACUUCAUCCACAUGAACCUGUUCGUGUCCUUCAUGCUGCGGGCCAUCUCGGUCUUCAUCAAGGACUGGAUCCUCUACGCCGAGCAGGACAGUAAUCACUGCUCCAUCUCCACCGUGGAGUGCAAGGCGGUGAUGGUGUUCUUCCACUACUGCGUCGUCUCCAACUACUUCUGGCUGUUCAUUGAGGGCCUGUACCUCUUCACCCUGCUGGUGGAGACCUUCUUUCCUGAGCGCACGUACUUCUACUGGUACACCAUAAUCGGCUGGGGGACCCCCACGGUGUGUGUGACGGUGUGGGCUGUGCUGCGGCUUUACUGCGACAACACGGGCUGCUGGGAUAUGAACGACAACACAGCCCUCUGGUGGGUGAUCAAAGGUCCUGUUGUUGGUUCCAUAAUGGUUAACUUUGUGCUCUUCAUUGGCAUCAUUGUCAUCCUGGUGCAGAAACUUCAGUCUCCGGACAUGGGAGGAAACGAGUCCAGCAUCUACUUCAGCUGCGUGCAGAAAUGCUACUGCAAGCCACAGCGGGCGCAGCAGCACUCUUGCAAGAUGUCAGAACUGUCCACCAUUACUCUACGGCUGGCCCGCUCCACGCUGCUGCUCAUCCCGCUCUUCGGCAUCCACUACUCCGUGUUCGCCUUCUCCCCGGAGAGCGUCAGCAAGAGAGAGAGACUCGUGUUCGAGCUGGGGCUGGGAUCCUUCCAGGGCUUCGUGGUGGCUAUUCUCUACUGCUUUCUCAACGGGGAGGUGCAGGCCGAGAUCAAGCGCAAGUGGCGCAGCUGGAAGGUGAACCGCUACUUCGCCGUGGACUUCAAGCACCGGCACCCGUCCCUGGCCAGCAGCGGGGCGAACGGGGGCACCCAGCUCUCCAUCCUGAGCAAGAGCAGCUCCCAGAUCCGCAUGUCCGGCCUCCCAGCCGACAACCUGGCCACCUGAGCGCCCCCUUCGUCCCGGGGCGGGCUGCAGCGGGGGCCCUGCAUGUCCCGCUGUCCCCCGCGCCUGGCGGGCCCUGGACAGGGGCGAGGCUCCCCGGGGGAGGGGCAAGGUAGCAGGGUGCGAGCGGGUGUGGCUCUCGCUGUGUGACUGCCCUCACCCCGGCUGCCCAGCCGACCCCCGCGUGUAAAUACCCUCGGCCCCCCCUGAGCCGCCCUCUCUCCUGCGCCUGUGCUCCUGCUCGCCCAAGGUCCGGCUUGCCUUCCCGUGUCCACCAGCUGCCGUCACUUAGCCCUGGCCAGAGGCUGCGGACCUGUCCUGGCGGGUGCUGGGUGCAGCUUGCUGGACAGCCCCCCUGGUGUCUGGCCUCACGUGGCCCUGUGGUCAGCUGGAGCGCCCCCACACUGGCCAGCUCGGGCCUCACCCUGGGCGGACGCACAGCUGCAGGCCCUCUGCUACCAGAGACUCGGGUCUGGACUUUGGACGUGGAGUUGACAUCAGGGGCAGUCCUGGUGCUUCUGACCGGGCCCACGGAGAUGUGCUGGGAGCAGGGAGAGUGACUGGAACUGGAGAAGACAGGGGAAGCGUUUCAGCGUCCUGUGGCCCGUCUCUGAGCACAGUGGGUCCCCUGCCCGCUCCCCUGCCUUCAGCCCAGGGAACUGCGAAGCGCCCCCACCCCUCCCCGUUAAGUCAAAGCCAUGUCUGGUGAACCUGUGCCAUGUCAGUGUGUCCCCCCCCACGGUUCAUGCGUCCCAACCUAUGCACGCCCCAGGCAGAGUGCACGUCGGCAGAGACCUCCGCCCCAGGCAGAGUGCACGUCAGCAGAGACCCUCACCUCUGUGUGCUUUCUCAUGGGCACUCCAGGGUGCCAGGUGGCCUCACCAGUGCGGAAGGCCACCACUUCCGCCCUGUCCGUUAGCAGAAAUUGCUGACGGAGGAGGAGCAGCUGGUCUUCCUGCCCUGGUCCUGACUCCCCAGAGCCACUUCGGGAAGGGGCCAGGAGAGGGCAGGGCCGAGCGGGGUGGGGCGGGGUCAAGGGGAGUGGGCGGGGCCGAGCCGGGGGCGGAGCUUGAGAGAGCCACGGUGGAACCCUGUUCUCUCCAUCCCUAGGUCCCUUGGUCCUUCCAUCCGUGUGCGUUUGCAGACUUGUUCCAUGAGCACGUUCUGGAAGCUUGGGGAACUGGGUGGCGCGGGUGUUGCUUAGCUGGGUCCUGUAAGGAGGAGGGCCCGGAGUGCUUGGGGAAAUGCUUCUGGAGAGGCCUCUGCAUGGCUGGAGUUGGGCCCAGGGCCUGGAUUCCGACUCAGGCGCCGCGUUCUGGACGGGAGACGCACUGACAGUCCUGGGUCUUGCGUCCUAGGCCUGAUGUUCCUGCAGUUGCAUGGCUGCUCCGCUCUUCCGCCCCCAACCCCUCCCGCCUGCUCGGGGAACCCUGUGUGUUCCCUCACCCAAGGGUACUUGGCACCCCCUGGGAGAGCCCCGGCUGCUUUCUAAGGAAGAGCCUGAGAGUGGACGUGAGAGAAGCAGAACCUGCUAGUGGACUGGGUUUGCUGAGACUGGACAGAGGCUCCAGGGCCUGAGUCGCCUGUGGUGGGCUGCCUUCGAACGCCCUCCAGGCUCUGCACGCCUGUCACUCUGAAGUCGGUAGGCAGGCAGGCCCAAGUCGUGUGUCACUGUCGCGUGUGUCCCUGUCUGUUUGGAGGGAGGAGCUGCGUUGAAUGUGGCAAUGGAGUCUGGGGCCUGGAGAGAAGGGGGGCUGUGGACUGAUGUUCAGGGGCCUAGGGGCGACCUGGGUGAGCGGUAGUCCCUGGAAGUUCCCCACAUCAGCCCCGGGUGUGACUUUGUUCCUGCCUGCUUCUCUGGGGAGGAAGCUGUCUACCUGCCAUCGCAAAACUGCUGGUAUGGGGUCCUGGUGGUGGUCCCCUCUGCAUGUGGUGCUGGUGUCUUGUGAGCCGGGGCCCCCAUGUCUCCUGGAUAUUUCAGCAGGAUGUCCACAGUCCCGGGCAGUGUGGGAGAGCAUGAGGUAAAUGCCUGUCCAUGCAGGGCGCUUGCUUUGCACGGCCCGGGUUCCUGCCCCACACCCUAGGGAUCCCUGAGCAGAGUCAGGAGUAAGCCCAGGGCAUGGCUGGGUGCGGCCCACACUUCACCCCCCAGACGAAAUCAGAGGCGAACGUCCCUUUGCUUUCACCCCUGGAAAGUGGGCAGCAGCCCGUGGGGAGCGAGCUACCCUGGCACCUGGGAACUCGACAAACACCAGCUGUUCUCGGGCCCGUGUGCAGGGCAGCACGGGGAAGCCCCUCGCCUGCUGCAGGUGAGCUGUGAGGAGCAGGACUCCGUGACUGGCUCUCUCUAAAACAGCGUUGCCUGACCUUCCACCACCGUGGCCCCUUCCCACCUGUGUCCUUCCUGUGCCCUCCAGGCCCCCUCCCUGCUGGCCUUGAGUCUCAUGCUGUGCCCUUCUGUUUACGUGAUGUCCAUUUGUGGUCCCCUUGGAAUAACCUGGGGCCCCUGGCCCAGCAAGGGGUUUUGACUCACCCGGGAGGGCCCUGGGAAUGCAGCUGCCUCCCGGCCUGGGGACUGGCCCCACUACAGACCAGGAAGUGACAGGAGAGGGUCCUCGGUCCUGGGGGGCAACGGCACUCAUGGGAACUGAGGCUCCAGGAAGCCCGUGAGGGCUCAGGCUGUGGGAUGGGGGUUCGGGGUGGCCAGCUCAGGGGGCAUCCUCACGGGUGCCCCCCUCUGCCGAGGUGGUUGUGUUUCUGUGUCUGCGUAGGCCACUGACGCAGGGCCCGGUGACCCCUUCUCUACCCACCGCACCUCUCGAAGCCUCCUGGGUGCCCAACCCCCCUCACCCCAGUGCUGCCCUAUGCCAUCAGUCCCGCCUUUCCCAGAGAAAGGCUGGAAGAGGCACCGUGGUUCUGUGCACACCCCUAUCCCACAGUCUCCUGCGGGCCUCAGGCAGUGUGGCUGGUGGCUGGGUUCUCCUAGCGCUGCCCUUGGCACUGCCUGGCCUUGACCUGGGAUUCUCUGGGGAGUCUCGCAGCACCUCCAAAGCACCCACUGGGCUGAUGAACAAAGAGGUGGACGGAGCAGAGCACCCACCCCACGUUGGGCUCAAAUGAGCUUUUCAAACCCGAGCAUGGAAAUGGACCAGUAUGAGCCCAGGCCUGCUAGUGAGCCAUGAGUGGGCCCUGGGUCGGCCUUUGUAGGGACACACUGUGUCUGAGAGCCGGGGGGAUGGCCUGGGUCCAGCUCACCCCUCGCGUGGGUGUCGCCCUGGGCUCAGUCACUGACUCAGAAUGGCAGGGUCCUUGUGUACUGUGGGGGAGAGGGCUCUGGGUGGCGGGGAAGCAGGGGGUUGCACGGCAAGGGGUGCCUCUGCCCCAGCCAGGUGUUACCCCCGCUCUGGGGUCCGGGCCCUCCCUCCUGUCUGAGAUGUGGUACGGAGAGCCACAGGGGGACGCCUUGUACAUGUGACGCUUCUCUGGAAACAGCCAUGGGCUGGGGCCUGGAGCGAAGACCCCCUCAGGGGGCCCUGUGCUGCCCGUCCCCGGCUCUGAUCCCUCCUGGCUUCGUUUCUGCCCCACUUGACCAACCACCAGCACUGGGCAAGGACGAGGCUGGGGGCCCUGAUGGACACACACUUUUUACUUAGCUCCGGCAGCUGCUACCGCGUGUCCUUGAGAUGAGGGGAGAGGGUUCCUUGGAGGGGGUGGCAUGGGAGAGGGGCCAGCACUGCCCUCCCACCGCCUGGGGAACCUUCCUGAGCCUGGAGUGGCUGGGCGGCCUGUCCUUCACUUCCUCCUGGACUCAAAGUCCUGGCACGUGUGUGCUCGACUGUGUGUGUCUCGCUUCCUGUCUGUCUCUGUAGCUUUGCCCUUGAGGGCGGAGGUGGCACAGCCCCUGGCAUCCCGGGCGUGGCUGCCAGCCCACUCUGGGGGUGUCGAGCCUGUCCGGGCUCCACUUCCCGUGAUAAAGACCAACGCCUGCCGCCUCGCGUCUGCCGCUGCCCUCACCUUCGCUCACCUCGUCCGGGAUUGUAAGAAUGUCAAGUCGCUGUAGAUGACUCAAUAAAUGUCUUCUCACUUUU